Messenger RNA from Zingiber officinale, 2520 nucleotides. Its product is annotated as dnaJ homolog subfamily C member 2-like. The transcript is spliced from 3 exons. Gene Ontology annotation, cellular component: cytosol. Gene Ontology annotation, molecular function: Hsp70 protein binding; ribosome binding. Gene Ontology annotation, biological process: 'de novo' cotranslational protein folding; regulation of translational fidelity. NCBI's taxonomy places the organism in Eukaryota, Viridiplantae, Streptophyta, Magnoliopsida, Zingiberales, Zingiberaceae. The coding region runs from base 361 to 2313 and encodes 650 amino acids. The record is from RefSeq and is a predicted model, not a curated record.
UUUUAGGGUUAAGAAAACGCUGUACCAGCGCCGCACGCAGCCUCUCUUCCCCAACUCCGAUCCCGCGAGCUCCGGCCUCCAUCAAAGAGCUCUUUGAUCGCUCCUUCCUCUUUCCUUUCGUCUCAGCAACCCGCAACUCCAGUCCGGUGUCGCUGACGAGGGCAGGGCGGCGACAGUAGCGCCUUGAACGGAGAUACUUCUCUUCCUCUCGUCUGGGUCCGAGCAACCUGUGCGUCGAUCCAGCAGCAACUCCCGGCCCUUUCCCUUCCCGAUUUGGAGACAGCGGCUGCAAGGAGAAACCAGCGGCCCUCUUCUUCAUUGUUGGUGCACAAAUCUUAUCUUGGGAGUUGGUUUUGCAGUAUGAACCGGCACGAAAGCGUUUUGCUGCUUACGUAUUCAUCAGAGCUUGAGAAAGGGGAGCCCCUAUUCUUCUCCUCAAAUUGCUUCCCUGUAAAGGCUCACAAUUUUGAACCUGCCGGGCAUUCAUUUCACUCUGCUGCUCUAAAACUAUCAGGGUUUUGCGAUGAAGAUGAAGCAGAAACCGAUACCCAAAGUGUUCAAUCUGAUGAACAAUCCCAAGAUUACUUACGAACCUCUGAUUCUUAUAGCAGCAAGGGAAAAAAGAAAUCUAGUGAUGGAAGCAAACAAAAAGACCAUUACGCAUUACUUGGCUUGGGGCAUUUGCGAUUUCUAGCCACUGAGGAACAAAUACGUAAAAGUUACCGGGAGACGGCUCUUAAGUAUCAUCCUGACAAGCAGACUGCACUCAUUCUUGCUGAAGAAACUGAAGAGGCUAGGCAAACUAAGAAGGAUGAGAUAGAAAGCCAUUUCAAGGACGUUCAGGAAGCAUAUGAGACUCUAAUAGAUCCAGUUAAACGAAGGAUAUAUGACUCCACCGACGAAUUCGAUGAUGACAUUCCAACCGACUGUGCUCCACAGGACUUCUUUAAGGUUUUUGGUCUGGCGUUUAUGAGAAACGGGAGAUGGUCUGUCAAUCAGCCUGUUCCCUCUCUUGGAGACGAUAAGUCUCCUAUUAAAGAUGUUGACAGUUUCUACAAUUUCUGGUAUAGUUUCAAAAGUUGGAGGGAAUUCCCGCAUGCUGAUGAAUUCGACCUUGAGCAAGCUGAAUCUCGUGAUCAUAAGAGAUGGAUGGAGCGACAGAAUUCAAAGUUACGAGAGAAAGCUAGGAAGGAGGAAUAUGUACGGAUAAGGACCCUCAUCGACAAUGCUUACAAGCGAGAUCCUCGAAUUCUGAGGAGGAAGGAGGAGGAAAAGGCAGAGAAGAAGAGAAUCAAGGAGGCAAAGUCCAUGGCUAAGAAGUUGCAAGAGGAAGAAGCACAAAGAGCUGCUGAAGAGGAAAGACAGCGAAAGGAGGAAGAGGAGCGAAAGAUUGCAGAAGCCGCUUUGAUCCAGAAACGAAUGAAGGAGAAGGAGAAGAAGCUAUUGCGCAAAGAAAGGAGUCGUCUUCGUAAACUCUCUGAACAAUUGAUCGCAGACAACUCGCUUGAUAUUUCAGACGACAUUGUGGAAAGUAUAUGCAUGUCAUUUGAGGUGGUGCAGCUCAGGUGUUUGUGUGACAACAUGGAUGGUAAAGAGAAUAUGGAAAAGGCUAAAUUGCUAAGAGAUGCGUCCAAUGUCAAGGAACUUGGUGGAAAUAUGCAAUCGGUCGGUCUUCAAGCUCAGGAUUCAAAAGCGAACGGAGCAACUUCUGCACAAGUGAAAGUGGAUGGUACAGUGAAUGAUUUAGAAAAGAAAGGAAAACAAUGGGGAAAAGAAGAGAUUGAAAUGCUUAAGAAAGCCAUGCAGAAGUAUCCCAAGGGAACCUCUCGGAGAUGGGAGGUCAUUUCGGAGUACAUUGGUACUGGAAGAUCAGUCGAAGAGAUUCUCAAGGCGACAAAAACGGUCCUCCUCCAGAAGCCUGAUUCUGGAAAAGCUUUCGACUCCUUCCUUGAGAAGAGAAAGCCUGUGCAGACCAUAUCAUCGCCUCUCUCUACCCGAGUGGAAGCCGCAGCAGAGGUACCUCUGGCCGAGAAGAAGAUUGAUGGUGCUCCCUCUACUGCGCCAAUAAAACAAUCUACGUGCGCUAAUGGAAAUGAGAACUCAGGAGAGGCUGUUCCUUCUGCGGCAGAGAACGAUACAUGGUCACAAGCUCAAGAAAGAGCUCUUAUCCAGGCUCUCAAAACAUUCCCGAAGGAUGCAAACCAACGCUGGGAACGUGUUGCUGCUGCUGUUCCUGGCAAAACAAUGGUACAGUGCAAAAAGAAGUUUGCUUUGAUGAAGGAGAGCUUUCGAAAGAAGAACACAGAAACCUAAUAUCGCCAAAAAAAAAAAAAAAAAAAAAACCUGCAAUAUCCUAUCGCAUUAUAACAUCAUUCACCAUUUUCGCUUUAAUUGAUGUAAAAGCAUUCGUAUUUUUUUUAAUUGAUUGAGAACUAGAGAGAAGUCCACAGUUUUGUUAUCAUAUUAUUAUGUGAUUUAAAAUAUCCAUCUAUGAAGUGUGAUAUUAUCCCUUUUUUUUCC